Messenger RNA from Ficedula albicollis (Collared flycatcher), 2595 nucleotides. It is a transcript of the gene ALCAM, whose product is annotated as activated leukocyte cell adhesion molecule. The record is from RefSeq and is a predicted model, not a curated record. The transcript is spliced from 15 exons. The coding region runs from base 49 to 1677 and encodes 542 amino acids. Lineage: Eukaryota; Metazoa; Chordata; Aves; Passeriformes; Muscicapidae. Gene Ontology annotation, biological process: cell adhesion. Gene Ontology annotation, cellular component: plasma membrane.
GCUCUGGGAUUGUACACAGUAAAUGCAAUAUAUGGAGACACUAUUACUAUGCCUUGUCCUCUAGAAGUACCAGAUGGUCUUAUGUUUGGAAAAUGGAAAUAUGAAAUGCCAAAUGGAUCUCCAGUAUUUAUUGCCUUCAGAUCAUCAACAAAAAAAAAUGUACAGUAUGAUGAUGUACCAGACUACAAAGACAGGUUGAGUCUCUCAGAAAACUAUACAUUAUCCAUCAGGAAUGCAAGAAUCAGUGAUGAAAAGAGAUUUGUAUGUAUGCUAGUUACAGAAGAUGAUGUUUCCGAAGAGCCGACGAUAGUCAAAGUUUUCAAACAACCCUCUCAACCAGAAAUCUUACGUCAAGCAAACCUCUUAGAAACAGAGAAGCUACAAAUGCUCGGGGAGUGCGUGUCAAGGGACAGCUAUCCUGAGGGCAAUGUCACGUGGUACAAAAAUGGGAGAGUUCUGCAUCCCGUGGAUGAUGUUGUGGUCAUAAAUUUGCAGAAGAUUGUGGACAGAACAACCGGACUCUUCACCAUGACAUCGUCUCUGCAGUACAUGCCAACAAAGGAAGAUGUAAAUGCCAAGUUUUCUUGCAUUGUGACUUAUUAUGGACCAUCUGGCCAGAAAACAAUGCAGUCUGAACCAGUUGUCUUCGAUGUUCACUACCCAACAGAGAAGGUGACUAUUCAAGUGCUGCCACAAAGUAGUACCAUUAAAGAGGGCGAUAACAUCACUCUGAAGUGCUCAGGAAAUGGCAACCCUCCUCCACAGGAGUUCCUGUUUUACAUUCCAGGAGAAACAGAAGGUAUAAGAAGCUCAGAUACUUACCUAAUGACAGAUGUGAGACGAAAUGCAACAGGAGAAUACAAGUGCUCUCUGACUGACAAAAGCAUGAUGGACUCGACCACCAUCACUGUGCACUAUUUGGAUUUGCAGCUUACUCCUAGCGGAGAAGUCACAAAACAGAUUGGAGAGAACUUGCCUGUGUCAUGCACGAUUUCUUCUAGUAGAAAUGCAACUGUGUUUUGGAUAAAGGACAAUACCAGAAUGCAAACAAGUCCAUCAUUUUCAAGUCUUCAGUAUCAAGAUGCUGGAAACUAUGUCUGUGAAACCACUCUACAGGAGGUCGAAGGAUUGAGGAAAAGACAGACACUUAAACUUAUUGUGGAAGGAAAACCUCAAAUCAAAAUGACCAAGAAAACCAACACAAAUAAAAUGUCUAAAACAAUUAUCUGCCAUGUGGAAGGUUUCCCCAAACCAGCAGUGCAGUGGACAGUUACGGGCAGCGGAAGCAUCGUAAAUAAAACAGAGGAGACAAAAUAUGUUAAUGGGAAAUUUUCCAGUAAAAUUGUAAUUGCUCCUGAGGAAAAUGUAACUUUAACUUGCAUUGCAGAAAAUGAGCUAGAAAGGACUGUGACCUCCAUGAACGUCUCUGCUAUAAGUAUUCCAGAAUAUGAUGAGCCAGAGGACAGAAGUGAUGACAAUAAUGAAAAGGUUAAUGACCAGGCAAAGCUCAUAGUGGGAAUUGUGGUCGGUCUUCUGCUGGUUGCUCUGAUUGCAGGUGUUGUCUACUGGCUCUACAUGAAGAAAUCAAAGACAGCAUCAAAACAUGUAGACAAAGAUCUUGGAAAUAUAGAAGAAAACAAAAAACUAGAGGAAAACAAUCAUAAAUCUGAAACUUAAGAGAAAAUGUGUCAGUCAUCAUUCCAGAGAAUACAUAUAGACCAAUUGAAGCAUGAACGUGGAUUGUAUUUAAACAUAUACAAAGAAGUGACAGCUAUUCAUGGUUCAAGUAUUAAGCAGAUCAUACUACCAGGUUUUCAAAGGAUUUUAGACACAAUUAUCUCAAGCUAAAAAAACCCACAAACUAAUUUUGGCAACAGCCAUGGUAAUAGGUCACCAUGUUGUGUUCUGUUUGAAAUAUUUUUUUGUAAAUGUCUGCACUGAAGAUUUCUUUUUGUUUGCCUUUAUGUAAAUUUUUUACGUAGCUAUUUUUAUACACUGUAAGGCUUUGUUCUGGGAGUUGCUGUUAAUCUGAUGUAUAGUGUAAUGGUUUUAUUUCAAUUGUUUUUAUGACACCCUUUGAGCAGGUACAUGUCUGAUUCUGGUUGUUAUCAGUGAAGCCUCUGCUUUGUAGCAAGUACCUAGAGUGUAAGAUUGUCUUAAAGGAAAAUGUCAAACUUCUUUUUUAUUCUUUGAAAUCAUGGUAAAGCAGAAGGGUGACAGCUGUGACAAGAAUGAACUAAGUUGUUAAUGAAUGUGAACAUUUUAAAAAAACAUGCAAAGCUAAACAAGCUGGAAAGGGAAUAAAGAGUUUCCCUGAAGAAGUCUGGGUAUUGAAUAAGGAACACUAUGAAAAAUUCCUAGCCUACAUACAGAUGGUGGCUAAAAAAUCCUUUACUUCUAGAGCAAGACACGCAUUUUAUUGAUGGUUAUCAGUCGUCUUUCAUGUUAGCAUUAGGAUAAGGAACUGGAAUUCUGGAUUAAUUUUGAUUCCUUUAUGUUAUUCGCUGCCUUAAAGUACUGUACCUUUUCUUCUUUUCAGAGAGAUACCAGUCAGAAUUGGAAACUUUUUUAAAAAGUGGUCAUAUCAAAGCUGCA